AUGUACGAUCAUGGAGAGGAGAUUCCUUAUUGUCGACGUCUUAAUGAGACUCAACAGCUCGAUCGGAAUAGAAGCCAAUGCGAAAAUGAAGGAGUAAAACUAUCAUUUCUUAAUCUACUCGAAGAAGGUAUUAAACCAAGCAACGUUCUCGAUUGGAGUUCAAGUGUAGAGAUAAAUGAUCUAUAUGCUGCUUUCUUUUUUAAUCGAUCGUUAAUUGAAAAUCACAACGAUCCAUUUAUAUGCAAUUGUACAAUGUUAGGAACAUUCGGCAAAUAUUGCGAAUAUCAAUGGACGAACGAGGCCAAAUCGUUUAGUGACGCCAUCAAAACUCAGUUUGAAAUAAAAGAAGCUGAUGAAGAUCAUCUAUGGAAUACACAGCGGUAUGGAAAGAUUCUGUGCUAUGAGACAUUGCCGUGUAAUACAGGUGAUCUCUGUCUUGAUUGGCGGGAGAUUUGUGAUGGUGUUCAGAGAUGUUCCAGUGGUAUCGAUGAGGAAAAUUGGGACAAAUUAGAAUUCAAUGAAUGUGAGGAUAAUGAAUUUCGAUGUACGAAUGGGAUGUGUAUUGCAGAGGAAUUUUGGCUAGACGGUGAUCACGAUUGUAUGGAUUGGAGUGACGAAGUUUUCCGUGAACAGGGAGAAACAUGUCCUUUCGACGCAGACUCAUUUAAAUGUGAUGAGCAUCUGUGUCCUUACACUAUGUAUUCAUGUGGCGAUGGACAAUGUGUCUUAUGGACGAGUCGAAUGGCAUUUCAAAGAUUUGCCGAAACAUCGGAUAAUUGUCUUAGCGGGCGAAAUCUUAAUUAUAUGUGCGAAGCAAAUCCGUAUCGAUCUGCAUGGACAUUGGAAAGUGGCCUAUGUUCAGUAGAUGAAGGCUACGAUGAUCCUCGAUACUUACCAUGGAAUAUGAUUGAUUCUUCGCGACUAACUGAAAACGAAAAGUGUCAAUACCUAUUUCGAUGUACUUUGUCGGAUGGUUUCGAGCGUGACUGUCCAUGUAACAGCCAUAAUUGUACAGCACUGAUGAUGAAGCACUGGACAUGUCAAAGUCAUCAGUAUCAAUGUCAAACAGGACAGUGUAUCAACUUUGCCUGGGUUUGCGACGGAGAAUGGGAUUGUGCUGAUGCGUCAGACGAAGAAGCUAUCGUACUCAUUCAAAAAUGGUCGAUUCACAAUAGUCGAUUUGAAGAUUUAAAUGAACGAGUUGAGAAAUGCCGAACACGUUAUUUCCAGUCAACAUUUUCUGAAAUUUGUAAUACUUCAUUUGAAUUCGGCUGUUAUCAAGCAAAAGUAGCAAAUCCAUUAGAUAUUCGCUUGUAUCGUCCAUGCAUCAAUCUCACUCAAAUCGGCGAUGGCGUGGAAAAUUGUUAUAACGCAUACGAUGAGAAGAACACGUUUGCAGUGAAUUCAGAGCAAAUGACCAUGCUGGGCUUCCAUUUUACCUGCAAAAAUAAUACUUUCCCGUAUACAGAUGGUUGUGAUUCAGUGAAAGAAAAUAAUUGUACGGAGAUUCUCUGUCCGAAUCAUCGAAACGAUCUUGGAAGAUGCUCAGGUAUUAAAGAUGUACGGUGUCUCGAAAGUGAUCAAUGCGAGCGAAAUGCAAGAUGCAACGGAGAGCGAGACUGUAUACACGGUGAGGAUGAAUACUGGUGUGCUUCUGGUACGAUACAUGAUCAAGUGUUUUAUCGGUCACGAAAAAGAAUGAGUUCGAUUCGUGAUAUUGAACAAGUUGUCUUCGAUUCAAAAUUUCCACUUGCGCCUAUAACGUUAUCCGACAAUGAACAAGCUGGAGUCACUCCCAUCAAUCACACAGAAAACCCGUUUCGAAUUAUGCACUCGUACCAAUGUAAUCGAGGUGUAUCGAUUCUUCAAAUGAAUGAGACUAUAUGUCUGUGUCCACCGGCUUAUUAUGGACGUUGGUGCGAAUUCUUUAGUGAUCGAAUUAGCAUCAUUGUAAAGGAAGAACAGCACUAUUAA
Molecule: messenger RNA, 1974 nt
Organism: Adineta steineri
Lineage: Eukaryota; Metazoa; Rotifera; Eurotatoria; Adinetida; Adinetidae
Source: the annotation of a GenBank genome assembly